Molecule: messenger RNA, 3509 nt
Organism: Panicum virgatum (switchgrass)
Lineage: Eukaryota; Viridiplantae; Streptophyta; Magnoliopsida; Poales; Poaceae
Exons: 3
Coding region: 95-1606 (503 amino acids)
Source: RefSeq, a predicted model, not a curated record
GGGUAGCCGGAAAACUGAAGCUCCACGGAAAUGGGCCCAAGAACACGACACGACCAGUCGAUUAUGCGCAGGUGCACGAAUCCAAGCUCUCCGGAUGCCUAUAUAUAAUGUCCUCACUCCGCACCGUGCAUCACCACCACACACCGCAAUCGCUGCAGAUAAGCGCGGUCCGAGGAUGGCUCCACCGGUACCCGCCGAGAACGGGAUGGCUCGCAAGGACGCCCUGGCGCCGGCGAUCUCCGUCGUCUCGAAGCAGACGGUUCGGCCGGCCGCCGGCGCCUCGGCGGUCGGGGACCUCAGGCUCUCGGUCUCGGACAUGCCCAUGCUGUCGUGCCACUACAUCCAGAAGGGGCUCUUCUUCCCGCCUCCCGGCGUGGCGAUGGGCCCGCUGGUGUCGUCGCUCGCGGCGGCGCUCUCCCGCGCGCUCGGCGUCUUCCCUGCCCUCGCCGGCCGGCUCGUCACGCUCGACGACGGCAGCAUCGUGAUCCGGUGCGGCGGCGACGGCGCGGCCGUCGAGUUCUGCCACGCGGUCGCGCCGGCUCUGUCGCUCGGCGACUUCCUCGUGCCAGGCGCCGACGUGCCCACCAGGCUCACGAACGCCCUGUUCCCCAUGGACCGGACGGUGAGCUACGGCAGCCACGCCCGCCCGCUCACGUCGUUCCAGCUCACCGUGCUCCGCGACGGCGCCGUGUUCGUCGGCUUCGUCGCCAACCACGCCAUCGUGGACGGCACCUCCUUCUGGCACUUCUUCAACACGUGGGCGGGGCUGUGCCGCGGCGCGCCGGUCCGCGAGCCGGACUUCCGCCGCAACUUCUUUGGCGAGUCCACCGCCGUCCUGCGCUUCCCCGGCGGCGGGGGCCCGGCCGUGACGUUCGACGCCGAUGCGCCCCUCCGCGAGCGGAUCCUCCACUUCAGUGCCGCCGCGAUCCGCGAGCUGAAGGCGACGGCCAACCGCUGGAAAGGAACAGGUCAAGACUCCGAGGUUAACGGCAAGGCCACGCAUGACUCCAAGGUUCAGGGUGGCCGCGGCCAAAUCUCGUCGUUCCAGUCGUUGUGCGCGCACAUAUGGAGGGCGGUGACGCGCGCGCGCCGGCUGUUGGCUGCCGACAAGAUGACGACGUUCCGCAUGGCCGUGAACUGCCGCCACCGUCUGCACCCGCCGAUCUCCCCGCUCUACUUCGGCAACGCCAUCCAGAGCGUGGCCACGACGGCGACCGUGGCCGAGCUGGCGUCCAACGACCUGGGCUGGGCGGCGGCCAAGCUGCACGCCACCGUGGCGGCGCACGAGGACGGCGCGAUCCGGCGCGCCGCGGCGGAGUGGGAGGCCGCGCCGCGGUGCUUCCCGCUGGGCAACCCCGACGGCGCGGCGCUCACGAUGGGGAGCUCGCCCCGGUUCCCCAUGUACGACGGGAACGACUUCGGGUGGGGCCGCGCGCUCGCCGUACGGAGCGGCCGCGCGAACAAAUUCGACGGCAAGAUGUCGGCGUUCCCGGGCCAGGCUGGGGAUGGAAGCGUCGACGUGGAGGUGUGCCUCGCGCCGGACACCAUGGCUUGCCUCCUCCGCGACGAGGCGUUCUUGCAGUUUGUGUCCACCCCUGCACCGUGACAGAGUGAAAAACAUCUGAUGGGCGGCGGCAUUUUGCCGCGCAUGCCACCGUUCCUGGAUGGCUGGAUUUGUACGCUUGCAGAAGAUAGUGCUUGCUACUAUUUUUUAAGGAUUGGGAGUGGCCAUGUGUUCAUAUAUAGAUGAUUUGCUGCUGGUUCCUUCAUGAUGCCGUUGUAGGCUAGUGGUUAUGACUUGUGAAUAUGUAAAUCUAUAUCGCUCGAAGAAAGGGAGCCCAUCCGGCGCUCGGCGCGUCCUUGCUGCACACCUGUUCUCCAUGCGUCGCUGGCAGCCAUCCGUACUUCGCGUUGGUCGUACGCGAUGCGAGGAACAUGCCGCGGGAGUCCUCCUUGUCCGGUGAGCUAAUCGUGUUUGCCUGGUUCAUCUUUUUGCGCCCUCUCCCUCCCUUCUCUCUCUCCCUCUUCCUUCCCCCACCACGCCGCCACUCUUCCGCCACCGGCUUGCCCUCCUCGAGCUCCACCCCGUGGCGCGGACCACGAAGCUCGUGGCGGAGGUCGAGGACGCGGCGCGACCCCCUCCUCCUGCCCAGCAGCGCGCGGAGGGAGCAGCUGCGGCCCGCCUCGGUUCAUCCGCCUCGCCGGCCGGCAGCUCCUCUCCCGCGGCGGUCCAGCCUGGAGGCGAGGCGGCGGCAGCAUCAGGCCCGCGGCAAGGAGGAGCGGGGCGCGAAGGAGGAGCAGCAGCGGUGGUCUGUGCCUGCUCCUCCCGUGUCCAUGGUCGGGGCGGCCGGCGUAGGCGAGCGGCGUGCAGGGGAUGGCUCGGCUUGCUACUUCUCCGCCGUUGCGUCCAUGGCUGGCAGCGGUGCGGGCGGAUCUCUAUCCAAAUCAGACGCAAUUACUCCUAUGGCGCUAGCAGGCAGCAGCUGGCUCUGUUCGGCCGGACGGACGCGGAGAAGAGAGAGGUAGGUCGUGCAAAAGGCGGAGCGCCACGACGAAGCUGUCGGAGCUGCGGUCCUCCUUCCGCUUCCGCCCCAACAGGCCGCAGCGGCCGCGGCCCUCUACAUGCUCUGCACGGUGGCGGGCCCGUCUCCAGCAAAUGAAUCAUCUGCAGCAAUCCCGUCGUUGCGGAUUCCCGUCGCGGCUCCCCUGCUAGCUAGACUGCUAGAGGCUGGUCCUUCACGUGAGCAACCUCUUGCAACAGCUACUCGGCUACGUCUCCGCUCGUCUGUCAACCAUAUGUGCUCGACCAUUCAGCUAUUCCCAAUGAGGCAUCUCUGUGGGUGAUGAAUACAUUUAAUAGCAAAAGGAAAGGAUCAGAUCUGCCAUUAUAAAAUAUUUCCACUACAAACUGCAGAGUACUUGAACAUUUGAUUUCCCUUCUGACAUUGCAAUUACAAAUAGGUUCCUAUACUUCUGCAUAACAAAUAGAAGUACAAAAUGCAUAGCUAUAUUUCUGAAGAUAUCAGUAAAUAAACUAGCAGAGAAAACUUUAUUUCCAAAUUAAAAUUAUACAUGAUUAGGCUUACCAGUUUAUUCAUAGAGCAAAGUGUAACAUGUUGGUGCAUUUUUUAACCUAACUUGAAAUACAUGACACAUGUUCUAUGAUACCCAAAGUUACAUGACUUCUGAUUAGUGGAUCAGAUUGGUAACUGUGUCAUAACAUGUAAUUAAUGGUUUUUUUUCUAAAUUGGUUUCUACUGCAAUCAUUUUAUGCUGUUAAUAAUCAUAGAACUGUAUUGUCAUUUACAUGCUUGGCUGAAAGUUAUGGUAGACAACCUACCAAAUUAAAAUAUUCUCAGAGUAGCAGUCAUAGGGAGACAUGACAUUCAUAAAUUUUUCUAAUAACAUAGGUCUGCGGUUAUAUGGUAUCCCAGAGGCUGUAAAAGAAUCAAAUAUGGAUAUGUGAUAGGGCUGGACUUCAAAAUUAUGAGUAUGAUCUAUUGCAGUCA